AUGAAUGAUAUAGAUAAUAUAUAUUUUUCAACACUUAUAUUAAUCAACGCCAUUAAUAUGAAUAAUCUAUUAUUUCUUUCACAAGAGGAUAACAAGCAAUUCGAGAAAAUGAAGAAAAUUUCAAUUAUUGUUGUUGUAUGGAUCUCAGUAUUGGCUAUUCAUUUGAGCAAUAGUUUUGUUCAAGCUGCUGAUGAAGAAGAAUUCGAAGAAGAACCAUUCGAUGCUCUCUCCUUUCUCGUCGGCAAACGGGUUUAUAAACAAUUUAAAACAAAAUGUGAAGAACAAAAACGUGAAGCAAAAGCAGCCUAUGAAUCACGUUGUGAACCAUCAAUUCAUCUUAAAUUAUCAAAUAAAAAUGCAGCCGACAAACCUCGUUCUACAUCAAAUGAAUUUCUUCGUCAAAAACGUGGCAUAUUCCAUCCGGGUCUGACCUCGUGUGAAGAACAAAAACGUGAAGCUCGAGAAGAUUACGAAGAAAGAUGUGAACCAUCGAUUCCAUGGCAACGAAAUCGUAACAGCAAUCGUUUCUGUCCCGAUAUCAACGAUUGGCAAGAAUUGGAUACUUACGAAAUUGGAGAUGGAGGUGGCUUUGAUUUAGAUACAUUGAGUAAAUUAGUACCACAAAAUAUGAGCAUGGAAAAAAUUAUUGGUGGUGUUAUCGGUGCGGCUCAUGCUAAUCAUUUUCUAAAACGAACUUUUUUCCAUCCUGGCAGAACCAGUUGUGAAGAACAAAAACGUGAAGCACGAGAAGAUUACGAGGAACGAUGUGAACCAUCUUUUCCACUUUAUCGAAAUACUGGAACAAACCGUUAUUGUCCAGAUAUUAAUAGUUGGGCGGAAUUAGAUACUUAUGAAAUCGGUGAUGGAUACGAAUCGCGUGUUCCAAUACAUGAUGAUCGAAAGAAUAGAAAUCAAUACGAUGCUUACAGCGUUAACUAUCCUCGUUCAACUACAACUACUUCUACUACUACUAACGAAGAGCUUGAAGUGGAUAGCAAUUCUUAA
Messenger RNA from Rotaria socialis, 1005 nucleotides. The record is from the annotation of a GenBank genome assembly. Lineage: Eukaryota; Metazoa; Rotifera; Eurotatoria; Philodinida; Philodinidae.